Messenger RNA from Mangifera indica (mango), 588 nucleotides. Its product is annotated as calcium-binding protein KRP1-like. NCBI's taxonomy places the organism in Eukaryota, Viridiplantae, Streptophyta, Magnoliopsida, Sapindales, Anacardiaceae. The transcript has a single exon. The record is from RefSeq and is a predicted model, not a curated record. Gene Ontology annotation, molecular function: calcium ion binding. Bases 128 to 478 code for a protein of 116 amino acids.
UCUUGGAAAACCCUUCUCUGUUUCACCUAUAUAUACAUUCCUCCAUCAUUCACAUCUCAAACCCAGAUCAACUUUCAGAAUUAUAAAAAAUUCUUUCUUUGAGUUCUUCCUUCUCUAAUUGAUUACAAUGGCAGCUGCUUCACAAAACUUUCAAGAUUUCUUGCCCUUCAUGGCCCACAAGCUUGGUGGGGAUGGUUUGAUCGGAGAGUUGUGUAAUGGGUUCAAUCUUUUGAAGGAUGCUGAUAAAGGGGUCAUCACAUUUGAGAGUCUUAAAAGGAACUCAGCUUUGAUGGGCUUACAAGAGUUGAGUGACGAUGAUCUCAGGUCUAUGUUAAAAGAAGGUGACUUUGAUGGAGAUGGAGUUCUUAAUCAGAUGGAGUUUUGUGUUUUGAUGUUCAGAUUGAGCCCUGAGUUGAUGGAAGCCUCAAGAUUUUUGGUUGAAGAGGCUGUUGAACAAGAGUUGAAGGCUUGUCAUUGACUCCUUUUGUAUUUGUUUUUUUUUUUUUUUUUUUUUGGGAAUAAUUCGUUUAAUGAAUUGAUGAAUAUACAUGAGGAAAAUGAGAAAUUCAUAAACAUUUUUCAUUUCCA